This is a messenger RNA of Ananas comosus (pineapple), 1329 nucleotides long. Its product is annotated as E3 ubiquitin-protein ligase SINA-like 10. Lineage: Eukaryota; Viridiplantae; Streptophyta; Magnoliopsida; Poales; Bromeliaceae. Gene Ontology annotation, molecular function: zinc ion binding. The transcript is spliced from 3 exons. The record is from RefSeq and is a predicted model, not a curated record. The coding region runs from base 68 to 1072 and encodes 334 amino acids.
CGCGCCACGCUCUACUCUGCCCCAAAACCCCGCUUCGUCUCCUCCUCCUCAUUCCACUCCCGAGCAAAUGGCGAAGCUCUCCUCCGCGGACGGGGAGAGACCGACGACGAGGAGCCUUACCCGUAAACGCAAGGCCUCCGGCGGCUGCGGCGGUGGCCGCGGCGGCGGCGGCGGCGGCGGAGGAGGAGGAAGCUCGUCCCCGGAGGCGGCGGCGGAGGCGGCGGAGGGGGAGAGAGGAGUUGAAGAAGGGGUCGGCGGAGACGAGGAGGAGGAGGAGGAGGAUCGUGGGGAGGAGAAGGGCGAGGCGAUCAGCGUUAUGAUCGACCCCGACGUCCUCGAUUGCUCCAUUUGCUUCGAGCCCCUCCGCCCCCCUCUCUACCAGUGCCAAAAGGGUCACGCAGCGUGCUCUUCCUGCUGGUCCCUGCGGAAUAACAAAUGCCACAUAUGCCUUCGUAGAGUUACCCUCUCCCGCAUCUUCUCUCUCGAGAAGCUAGUCGAGUCAAUUGCAGUCUCGUGCUCAUACGCCAAAUGGGGCUGCCCUGAAAGCAUUAAUUAUGCAGAGAAGGCGGCCCAUGAAGAGACCUGCAUCUUUGGACCAUCCAAGUGCCCAUUCCCCCGCUGCACCUACGAAGGUUACAUUGGAUUGUCCCCGACCCACUUCAGUGCGAACCACAACAAGACUCCGAAGGGGUUCAGCUACAACCAAUCGUUCAAAAUUAAUGUACUGAGGGGAGAGCCAUUUACGCUUCUUAUAGCAUGGAAUGACUAUGUUGGAAAGCAUGUGUUCCUACUAGCCAACAAGAAUUUGGGGUCGUUGGGUUGUGCUCUUUCCUUAACCUGCCUUCACAGCGGCAUUUUGAAUUGCCACUUCUCGUAUGAUAUUAUGGCGAAUGACGGAAGCGGAGCUUCUCUACAGUUCAAAGAUAAUGUAGUGGUCGUAAGAGAGUGGAACGAACUCGAAAAAGCUGAUAUUUCUCUUGUGGUGCCCAAAUAUUUCCGUAAUUCUGACGGCGAAUUUGAGCUCGAUCUCUGCAUUCACAAAAUUUGGUCUUCUGCUGUAAAGAAGAAGUGAGCUGGUGAGGCCUCUAGCAGUUAGCAGUAGUAGUAGCAUUUUAAUAGAGGCAUUUUGGGGAUGUAUAUUUUGAAAACUAAAAUACCAAAACUUAGUUUAUUAUGCUGAAUAUGGUAUGCAAACUUGUAGUAAUGUGUUAUGUGUGAGAUAAACCUUCUUUCUAUUUAUAUGUAUUGUGUAUGUUUUGUAGUCUUUUGAAGAGACUAUGUAAUAUAAACCAUGUUACUUAGUUUUCUAAGUAUGUGUUUAAAUUUUAA